Messenger RNA from Cucurbitaria berberidis CBS 394.84, 1720 nucleotides. Its product is annotated as ser/Thr protein phosphatase-like protein family. The coding region runs from base 331 to 1515 and encodes 394 amino acids. Gene Ontology annotation, molecular function: phosphatase activity; endopolyphosphatase activity. Gene Ontology annotation, biological process: polyphosphate catabolic process. Gene Ontology annotation, cellular component: cytoplasm. The transcript has a single exon. NCBI's taxonomy places the organism in Eukaryota, Fungi, Ascomycota, Dothideomycetes, Pleosporales, Cucurbitariaceae. The record is from RefSeq and is a predicted model, not a curated record.
GGGGCAAGUCCUCUGAAGGCGCGGUUCUCGCCUUCGCGAUUGACGUCGUAAUAAGUUGAACACAGUUAUUAGCCCUUUCUCCUUCUCAGUUUGCCUCACAAGGUCCUUUCUCUGAACCAUGGCAGCAAGGGCCACAUAGCAGCAUGAGCACGAUGCAAACAGCGUUCAGUCAACGUAGACAGUAGGACAGGCACGACACGCUGCGCCCAACAGACAGAGUAUCUUCACUACUGUAUACCUACGUCUACACAUUCUACCGAAACAUUGCAAACCACCGAGCUUUGUCCCACCUCCUCGUCCACCCACGCACCGCGCCCCACGACCGCCCCUAUGACGUACCGCGAUUAUCCGCGUGCGCAAAACCGCCCUCCACCCCUCAUCGACCUCAUACCUGACAAUCGCGACCUCCUCGAUGUCUCCGACGAGGAAGACAGUUUCUAUGGCAAGGAUGACGACUGGCUGAUCUCACCAGAGUGGCAAGCAACAAUCGCACGAACUACAGACCGUAUCCCGCGACGGAUAAAACGCUACUCGGCUGUAUACCUCGCCGUCGCAUUCCUCUUCCUUGUGAGCUGGUGGACAUACCUUGGGCCACGAUACGCAAGAUACAAGCAGGAUUUGAGAGAUAUGGAUGCCUCCCCGCUGUUGAGCUACGGGAACAAUGUGCGCCCGGAGUUCAAGGGCAUGAUCCAGGUCAGCGAUAUGGACCAGCAGCAUCUGCCUAAGAAGCAUAGCAGGCUAAUCUUCGUUGGCGACGUCCAUGGGUGCAAGGACGAGUUGGAGGAUCUAUUGAAGAAGGUUGACUUCAAUCACAAGUAUGAUCAUCUCGUUUUGACUGGCGAUAUGAUAGCGAAGGGCCCCGACUCACCUGGCGUCAUCAAGCUUGCGCAGAAACUCGGCGCUUCCUGCGUACGUGGAAACUGGGAAGACAAGCUGCUUUUGUCCAUCGCAGAAGGGCGAGAACGACAUCUUGCGUCCACAUCGGGGCCAGACGACUCUACCGAGCUUACGCUCGACUUCCUCGACGACGAGUCAAACUCGCACGGCGACAACAAGCUCCGCAAGCUCGCCAAGCAGUUCACCAAAUCUGAGGUCUCCUACCUCCAGCAGUGUCCGGUAAUUCUCCGUAUCGGCCAAGUCCCAAACCUAGGCUCUCUCGUCGCUGUCCAUGCUGGUCUUGUACCAGACACACCACUCAAGCGACAAGACCCCUUCCACGUUAUGAACAUGCGAACCAUUGAUCUCAAAACUCGAAUACCGAGUUCCAAGCAUGCCGGUACCCCUUGGGAGAAGUUUUGGAACCAUCGACAGAAGAAAUUGCAUGAGAGUGAGCGAACGACGGUCAUAUACGGCCAUAACAGAAAACGUGGCUUGAACAUUCAGGAGUAUACCUAUGGAUUAGAUACGGGCUGUGUCAACGGCGAACGCCUCACAGCUCUCGUCAUAGACGGGCACGGCAAGACGGAGAUCGUACACGUCAAGUGUCGGAAUGAGAUGGGAUACAAUGCCGACUAGGGGCAAUAAUCCCGGUUGCACAUAUCCAUUAGGCGUUUAAAGCUUUUGGCAGUUGUAUCUGCACAUGCAUUCAGGAGUUGAAUAUUGUAUGCAAGCAUUGCGAGAGUGCAGCAUCCCUGUAUUAUCAGGGUUAAGACGGCUCGAGAGCGUGUCAAGCGCCUCCUUUUUUUGUAGUUUUAGCAUAGAAUUGAUAUUCGUUUGACCA